AUGGGAGGCCUUUGGGCAUUUGCAUACAUCAUUACACCCAAAGGCCUCAUGUUUGCUAGGAACAGUAUCAAUAGCAGAGAAUUCCCUCCCCCAACAAGCGGCUACGUGAAGAUGUUCCACUACCGGCAGAAAGAGGAAGACCCGAUAGAAGAUGUCAGGGAAAUCUUCAUGGGAGACGCCGCCGCUGAAGCAGAAGGAAACACCGAACCACCAGCACCCUCGUUGAAGCACAAUUGGCCAGCCCAGGAUCUUAAUAGAUUCAAUGAAGAUCUUCAUGAGCAGGAAGAAGUUCAUGAGAGUAAUGAUGAUACUGAGGGUGAAGAGCUCUGUGAUUCUCCGAUGGUUGAUGCUGCAAUUAGCUGGUUCACAAGCGAACUCAAAAAAAGAGGACGUAGUGAUGAUGUGAUUGAUGAUAUAGUUAAACUAUUUAAAGAUAUGAUUGCCAAUAACAAUCAUAUCUUUAAAACAUCAAGAACUGUAAGUGGCUUGGACAUUUUUGAUUUUAAUUUUAAAAUCAAUGAUGAAAAUUGGGGAUUGUUCGCAAAUAUAUGCCUCCGCAUAACUUGCUGCACUUGUGCGGAGGCAAGCUGUGAAAGAACAAUCUCAGCCCAGCGUCUCAUCUUAACUUGUUCAAAUUUAAAGAUGAGUAAGGAAUUAAUGGACGCUAGGCUAAAGAUCAUGAAGGGAGCUAGUUGGAAAACAUAG
Trichomonas vaginalis G3 is the source of this 705-nucleotide messenger RNA. Its product is annotated as ribonuclease H-like family. Bases 1 to 705 code for a protein of 234 amino acids. The transcript has a single exon. The record is from RefSeq and is a predicted model, not a curated record. Lineage: Eukaryota; Parabasalia; Trichomonadida; Trichomonadidae.